Molecule: messenger RNA, 341 nt
Organism: Saprolegnia diclina VS20
Lineage: Eukaryota; Oomycota; Saprolegniomycetes; Saprolegniales; Saprolegniaceae
Exons: 4
Coding region: 1-258 (85 amino acids)
Source: RefSeq, a predicted model, not a curated record
AUGACGCCGACGACGCGCCCUCGCUCGACCCACAGCUAUUUGCAGGCAUGGGAGCGCCAAAUGCACGGCAUUGCUCUCGAGCGCGCCUUGCUGGAAGCCCCGAUAGCGUCGGCUUCCGCUCGCCUCUGGUCGGCGCAAGUCCGCGCGGAAGCGGCCCAGCUCAUGCUCGACACUGAAGUCGCCUUGGCGCACCAAGAGCACUAUGCAGCGCUUCGCAAAGCCAAGCGCAUCGCCCGACGUCGGUCGCAAUACGAUUGAAAGACUCUUAUUUGGAUGUAUGUCUUACCUAAUCACUGGAUGGUCGACGGUGAAAACGAAACGUUUGUGGCGCUUCGCUGCCC